Messenger RNA from Saccostrea echinata, 1143 nucleotides. RefSeq names its product adhesion G protein-coupled receptor E2-like. NCBI's taxonomy places the organism in Eukaryota, Metazoa, Mollusca, Bivalvia, Ostreida, Ostreidae. Bases 1 to 1143 code for a protein of 380 amino acids. The record is from RefSeq and is a predicted model, not a curated record. The transcript has a single exon.
AUGGCAAACUUCUUGUUGAUGUUUACAAAAAACUUCACCGUAAAUGAUAGUCUUGUAUCGAAGCAUUUACAAAUCAAACUAAAUAGUUUUGAUAGUAACGCUUUCAAAACACUGUCUAGUAAACCUGGGCGUAAGAAAUACUUUCUCCGUAGGAAGAGACCCCCUCCUGUUGAAAACAAUGUAACGUACUGGCAACAUUGUCCGAAGAUUUACCUACCAGCUAGCUAUCAUCUUAAUCAUUGCGAUUUCGAGAUUUGCAUCACGGAAUACGACGUUUGUUUUGAAAGCCACAUUGCAAAAUUUGAACAAGAAGACACUGCUAUAGCUUUAUGUUUAGAUGAUUAUAAAAGGAUAAUUAAUGACUAUGUAAGGAGGACCACUGGUGAGGAUUCGCCAGAAACCUAUUUUUCUGUCAUUUGUCUGUCUGUGUCAUCUAUUGGCUGUCUUCUUACUGUCACAAAAUCUUUGGUGUCUCUGAACACUGCCAGUACCUUACCCACUCCACUGAAUAUAAAAAUGACAUUGUCUUUCACGCUUUUCCUGGCUAAUACAUUUUAUACAGCUUCAAGAUUUUUUACUUACCUUUAUCCAGUUUGUAUGGUUCUUGGAAUUGCCUCGCAUUAUCUUUGGCUGUUAGUAUUAAGUUUCAUGACCACUUUAUGUUUUGACCUGUUUCUUACCACUUUUCGUGUCUUUAAAAGUCGACGGUCCAACAAUUUCCUAACCUAUUUUGUAGCAAAUGUAACGUUUGGCUUAGUUGUUGUGGCAAUUCACAUUCGAUUAAGUUACGGAAUAUCUGGGGGAUCGUGUCUUGGGUAUUCAAAAACUACCUGUUUUAUCGAAAAUGGCAUACUUAAGUUCUUUACAUUAAUCCUCCCAAUAUCUCUAAUGGUCUUUCUGAACACUGUCCUUGUCUUUGUAACUAUUUUCUGUAUCAAAAAGAAAAUGUCUUUUUCAAAUUCUCAAGAUACACAAAUUUUGAAAAUCUAUUUUAAGCUGUCGACGGCUACGGGAAUGACAUGGAUUUUCGGAUUGUUGUACGAAGUGCUUGAAUUGCCUUUCUUUUCACAUAUCCAUAGCCUUUUCAACGGUUGUAUUGGGAUGUUUAUAUUUGCGGCAUUUGGAUAUCAAAUCGAUACUUAG